This is a messenger RNA of Pocillopora verrucosa, 2457 nucleotides long. Its product is annotated as E3 ubiquitin-protein ligase TRIM45-like. The record is from RefSeq and is a predicted model, not a curated record. Gene Ontology annotation, molecular function: zinc ion binding; protein binding. Lineage: Eukaryota; Metazoa; Cnidaria; Anthozoa; Scleractinia; Pocilloporidae.
CCUAACAAGCUCAUAUUUUCCAUUCGGGCUUCGAGCUGUUUUGUGCGAUUAUUUCACCUUUUUUUCUUGUGAGGAAGGUGAUUUACCAAAGAUGGCUAAAGCUCCAACGUUGGCCAAAAAUUUAGAGAAGGAGUUGGAAUGCGCUGUGUGCUUGGAGCAGUUCAAAGAUCCCAAAGUUCUUCCGUGUCUUCAUUCCUUCUGCAAAAUAUGUCUGGAAGGGCUGGUCGAUAGAAAAAGAAACGCUUGGAAGUUGAUUUGUCCUUCUUGUCGAAUUAGUGUAGAGCUUCCCGAGGGAAAAGUUGAUUCCCUGCCAGUUAAUUUCUUCCUCAACAAUUUAAUGUCCCUGGUCUCACUUCAUGAAGAUUCAGUAAGUUGUAAGCUGGAAUGCGAUAUUUGUGAUAGUGGAGACCCUCCUGUCAACAGAUGUAACACAUGCAGCCACUUUCUUUGUGAGUUUUGCACCCAAGCACAUCAGCGAGGACGUAACUCAAGGACACACUGUCUGGUGUCACUUGAGGAAGCCAAAGAUAUGGGAGCUGUAGCUUUAACAAAACCCAGUGUCUGCAAGGAACAUGAAGGAGAGUUGUUGAAGCUGUUUUGUGAAACAUGUGAUGAAGCUAUCUGUAGAGACUGUACUAUUGUGAAGCAUCGUGAACACAAGUAUACUUUUGUCAAAGAUGCUUUUGUAGAGAAAAAGGAAAGUGUGUUAAAAAUUCUCUUACAGACAAAAGGAAAAGCAGGGUUACUAAAGGAGGCAAUUGAUAGAGUUUCAGAGAUGAGGAGAAGUGUUGAACUGUAUGCAGAACAGACAGUUCAAGAAGUGACCAAUACUUUUCAGAAACAAAUAGCCUGUCUGAAUGCUCGCUGUGAGGAAUUAAUUCAUGGUGUGCAAGAACUGAAAAAGGCCAAACAGAAGUCACUAGAAGUACAGCAAGAGGAACUGGAAUCAGCCUUGUCCAGUGUACAAAGCAGUGUGGAAUUCACAGAGAAAGCUCUGGAAAAUGGCAGUGAAGUGGAAAUUUUGAACAUGCGCAAGAAAAUGUCCAACCGAUUACAGGAACUAAAUUCUGAAAUAUGGCAACUAGAGCCAUGUGCACACGAUGGCUUUAGAUUUCAUGCUGAUGAUCAACUUCACCAAGUGUUAACCAGCUAUGGAACCAUCACUAAUAUCUGUACAGAUGCUGGUACAACAACAGUCACUAUGGGCCACGGUUUAGAGGGUGUGAUGUAUAAUACGAUCAACAAGCAACCAGUUGAAUUCACAGUUACUGCGAAAGAGAAGAAUGGAGAGAAACGAAAAAAAGGUGGUGACAAAUGUGAAAUAAAAAUUUGUGUACCAAAAGGCAAAACUAGAUUUAUUGAUGUGGCUCAGUUUCCAGCUAAAGAUGUUAGCAAUGGAACUUACAGCUUCAACUUUACUCCAAACCAAAAGGAUAUGCAGUACCAGUUGUCAGUGAAAUUGAAUGGUUGUCAUGUUAAAGGUAGUCCUUGCAUCUGGCCCACUGAAAGAUGGCUACUCUUCACAGAAAAUCAUGAAGCUCCCUUCAUUCAGUUGGACAAAAAUUCAAUGGUGGCAACUUAUGUGGCAUUUGAGGAAAAUGAUCAAGACGAUUAUGAAGACACAGAUGAAGAAUCAGAUGAAUAUCUAGAUGAAGAAACUGUUGCAGAAGCAAUUCAAAACUUUUUAAAAAAUCCACAUACUGUCUUCUCAGAUAAAUAUGCAGAUGAUGGUACAGAUGAAGGUACAGAUGAAGGUACAGAUGAAGGUACAGAUGAAGGUACAGAUGAAGGUACAGAUGAAGGUACAGAUGAAGGUACAGAUGAAGACACUGGUGAAGACACAGACCCAGAUGAAGACUUGACUGAAAGACUCACAGUCUUUGGUACUUCUUCAUUUCAAGUUGGAAAGCAUUCAUGGAAAGCCAAAAUAUCUGGUGAAGUUUCUGAUGGAUUUUCCUUUGGUGUUGGUGUCAGCAAGGAAAUGAGGUACCCUUUUAAGGUCCAGUGGAUGUGGGAGGCAGGAGAAAAGUACCACCCAUCAUACACUAAGAAAAGUACAAUAAAAAAAUGUAAAAGUGGUGACAUCAUUGAAUUUUAUCUGGACUGUGAUAACAGAAAGUUAACAAUCUACAACCAGCGCACCAAAGAGAGUGACUCAUGGCAAGGUAUCAAAGGUAAAGUGCGUCCUGUGUUUGAGAUGUCUAAAGAUGGUCAAGAGGUUUCUUUAAUUUUAUAAAGAAAGGAAACCAAUUAAUUGGAAUCUAAUUAAAAUCAUGUUAAUCUAACUAGACUGGCAAAAAUCUAAUACAGUUAUUGUAAUUUGUCCAUACAGGAUAAAUGAAAUUUGAAAGUGGAAGGAAAUCAAUGUUAAAUAGGGGCAAAUUUUGCCAAAAUGAAAUAUUGAGGUAAAAGUUUAGUCUUGCUUUUCCAAAUGGUUUGAAAAUGUUGCCAUCUCAU